AUUCUGAAACGCCAGGUCUUUUAAAAAAUCGAGACAUUUCAGGCCGAACAGUUAACCUUAUAAUAAACCUGAAUCGCUUGCUUAUGGUUUCUCAACUUUCUCGAGGAAAAUUUACAACUCGAGAUUUUGUAAAGAAAUGUAAGCCUAACGAAACAGUAGCUGAACAAAGCAAGGACUUAGAAGCGAUUGUCCGGUUGAUAGAAGCAAGUCAUAUAAAAAAAUUGCAUGAACUUAAAACUACUUUUGAG
Molecule: messenger RNA, 248 nt
Organism: Racocetra fulgida
Lineage: Eukaryota; Fungi; Glomeromycota; Glomeromycetes; Diversisporales; Gigasporaceae
Source: the annotation of a GenBank genome assembly